AUGAAGUCAGUUAUCUUCAGCCGAUUCUUCAUCCUUCUCCCUUGGGUGCUAAUCGUUAUUAUCAUGAUCGACAUCGACACUAAACGCACAUUUCGCUCUCCCAUGUCGGCACGGCAACGAACACAACGGACAGUGGCAUCAAAUUUAUCAACUUUACCCAUCAUCUACGCCAUCACCCCCACAUACUCCCGGCCGGUACAAAAAGCCGAGCUCACCAGACUGGCCCAGGCCUUCAGACAGGUGCCACGCUUCCAUUGGAUCGUUGUAGAGGAUGCUUCUUCACGAUCAGAUUUGGUGACAAAGUUUUUGGCGAGGAGCGGUGUAUCGGCGUACACGCAUUUGCACAUUUUUACCCCGCGGAGGUUUAAGCGGGCUGGGAUGCCGAGAGCGACAGAGCAGAGGAAUGUGGCGCUAACAUGGUUAAGACAACAUCGUACCAAGAAGGACACAGGAGUGGUGUUCUUCGCUGAUGAUGACAACACGUACAGUUUGGAGCUAUUCGAUGAGAUGCGCAGCACUAAAGGCGUAUCUGUGUGGCCUGUGGGCUUUGUGGGGGGACGGGCCUACGAGCGCCCCCUGGUGUCGGGGGGAAAAGUGGUGGGCUGGUACACUGGAUGGAGACCUGACCGACCCUUUGCUACAGACAUGGCAGGCUUCGCGGUGAACCUCCAUGUGAUCCUGUCGAAUCCUCGUGCUCAGUUUAAACGUAGAGGGUCCCAGCCCGGGAUGCAGGAGUCUGACUUCCUCCGACAGAUCACCACUGUGUCACAGCUGGAGCCCAAAGCCCACAACUGCACCAGGGUUCUGGUUUGGCACACGCGCACGGAAAAACCACAUCUCGCCAACGAACCCAAGCAUCGCAAAGAUACUCUAAUCAUUGAGGUGUAAACAACAAAUGGACCACAAAAUCAACCCAAAUAUGGUCAAAAUCCACUCGAGAACAAAGCGUAUGGACUUCAACUUGGACCUAAGUACAUGGGCAAUACAACUUUCUUAUUGACUUGGAUGGUUUGUACAAAUUGACACUUGAAAUUAAGAACCGCAAGGAAUGGGUGCACAAAAAGACUGCUCUAUAAGUGUUAAAAAUGCACUACGUAACUUUUCUUUUCGGGAAACUGCCACCUUGUCUCCAUGGAUAUGUUACUCCACAAAAAGAUCCAUUCUUACUGUCUACGGGGUCAUCUCUCCGUAGAUCUGAUUUGUGAUUCGGCCUGGGCAGUGUCACGUGCUUGUCUCUAUGGGGGAAGGUACUGUGGAACAUUUUGGGCAAAGCAAUAACAUUUCCACGGUGACAAGCAUGAACGAAAAGUUGCACCGUGCGCCUUUAAAUAGAGGAUUUUCAGACUUUUAAAUGAACUUAAAUGAAUGGACUUUAAUACUUUGAUACUGUGUUGACAUUAUGUAAACGGUGAAUUGAACUUCUAUCUGAAAGUGUUACGAAACCUGCACAGCGCCACCACAUGGACAAAACGGACGCUCUUUUAUCUCGUCUUUGGUUUGUCAGUGUAAAAAUGUAAUGCGUUAUAUGUGAAAAUUCAAAAGUGCCACGUGAAUGAAUUUAAUUUCAUCAAUACCACUCAAUGUCAAAUCAAAUGUUCGAUUGUGCUUGAAGUUUGAUUUUUGUGGCUCAGGAAAGACAAGGUGUAUUCGGACAUUCAAGUAAAGUUAUUUGCCCCAGUCCUCUGCAUUUGACCCAUCCCUCUGGAUUAAACCUGUCAGGAGCUGUGGACCAGAUCUGAGCCAGGAUCUUGGUCAGGAUUGAUGGGGUAAACUGGAACAAAUCCACAAGAAGAACACGCAAAUCCCAAGCAGAAAAGCUCCAUGUGAUGUGGGAAUUGAACCAGGGACCUUCUUGUCAUGUAACAGUAGUUUUGUCACUUUAAAUCAUAGGCAAUAGGGCAGGUUUUUGAGGAGUUUUCUGGUCAGCGCUUCCUCCAUUACAUCUCGAGACAGAUUUAGACAAAACAGACCUAUCAGAAUCAGAGUGACGCAUUUGAAAUAAAAAAUCACCAUCAAAUCACAAUUCCUUAUCCUGUCACCUCAGAAAUGUGAUUUUAUUCAUUGAUUCUGCAGAAAGUACAAUGUUUUUCAGUCCCUUGUGAUAUUUUUUACAUGACAUCAACCUGUGACUGAACUUGAGAACACCAGACUCACAUUUUCGUAGUAUCGGCAGUAGCGACAGUGGCUCAGUUGGUAGAGUGUCCACUGAUCCGAAUGUUAGCAGUUCAAAUCCCGCUCUUGACAUAAACAUCACUGGUCGAGCGGACAGAUCCACUGACCCACAGGUUGGCGGUGCGAUUCCAGCUCCCACGGAUGAAUACUGUCACUGUGUCCUUGCGCGAGACACUUAACUCACCUCGCCUCUAGUGUGUGCGUACACAGGUGUAUGAAUGUGUGUGUGAAUGAGCGCUCUGAGUGCCUUGAAGGUAGAAAAGCGCUAUAUAAACCAUAGACCAUUUUACCAUUUAUUGGAGAAGCGCCUCCACGUCCACCUUUGAGUUUGUUGCUUUACAUUAGAUUUUAUUGUUGCUGACCAGGAAAGUGUUACCUCUACAGUACGUUAGGAGUGUUGCGGUCUUUCUAUAAGUGUCGAUAUCAAAUGAGAGGCCCUCAGGUUUAAACAUAAUGAAAGCCAAACGUUGUGAGAAAAUCCAUACAGGACUCAGAAGCGUAUAGUCCCCUAAAGCCCAGAGCAGCUGUGUCAGUGCAGUUUAACGGUGUAAAGAUGUUUGGUGUUCAAUGCAGCUUAAGACAUUACCACGAAAACACUGCAAAUGAAUACGACUGCAGCUAUGGACUUUGUAAACCAGUGUAGAUCAGUAGAAGCUCUCCGUAGGUUUCAGAGUGAGGACAAAUUACCACCGCUGUCAUCCUCAAAAUCCUCAAAAUAUUGUAGAGAAAGCUGAAAUCUACUGAUAUAGAGGAAGCUGAAAAUAACUAGUUUUGGUUUAUAGCAAUACACUUCACAGUUAAGGCGCAAAUACCAAUGAAAAAGUAAAGUCUGGCACAGAAAAUAAGGCGAUAAGGCAAAGGCAUUAUAAAUAUUGCUGCACUGUUUAUGUGUUAGUCCUAAGAGGUAAUUCAAACUUACUUUUAUUUAAAUGCAACUUUUUGUUUUAUUUUAAGGGACACAAUGUAAUUUUUCUGAGGUUAUUGCUUUGCUUGGAAUGUCUCACAGCAUUGAAUUAAAUGUACCCAUCUUAUUAUUUACUAAGAAAAAACAAAACAAAAAAACACUCCGUUAUUACAGAGAGUGGACUCGCCUCUCCACAAAUCGGACUAGUAACUUGUGGCGUCACUUGCUUGUCUCCAUAGAAACAGACAAGGUUAAUAUCAAAUUGUGAAGCAUUCCAGACAAAGCAAUCAUCUAACAUCUCCAUGGAUACCCUCCACUCUGCAGAAAAGUUACAUAAUGGACCUUUACCUGAACAAGUUUUCAAUUUUGACAGUUUUUUGUUUAGAACCAAGACGAUUUGUCAAUGUGUGCGCUUUUUUUUUUUUUUUUAAGCAACAUCUUGAGCUAUUGUCUGUGUGUGAUAUAUGACUGUUCUGUUUCCUCCUGUUAAAGGCCAAGAACGUCUUAUGUCCGCUGCUUUCACCGCUAACGCUAAUGUGCUAAUGAUUUAUUGACAUCUUGAGGCAGUUCUCCUUGAGCUCACCCCACUCCGGUGCUCCAAAGCUGGGCCGGUCUCACCUCUGACCCCCCCGGUGCUCUGUCAAAGCUCAAAUCGAAAUCCACUUCUUUUCAAGCACCCAGCCAUAUCUUCCCGCGCUGACAAGAAUCCAUCAAUAAUGUAAAGUCUGCAGCUCAAACAACAAAAGCAAAGUGUCCCGGGGAAUGAGGCUGCAGAGGACGGGGACAGAGCCACACCGGGGAAGGAUGGUUGGGUUUCGAAUGUGUCUUGAGGUGUAAAAAAUGUUGUCUUGAAAUGUGUUUCUGUCACACAGGUCUGAGGAGCAUGUGUUUUUGAUGUUGAGAAUCUAAAU
Molecule: messenger RNA, 3987 nt
Organism: Periophthalmus magnuspinnatus
Lineage: Eukaryota; Metazoa; Chordata; Actinopteri; Gobiiformes; Gobiidae
Gene: b3gat2
Product: beta-1,3-glucuronyltransferase 2 (glucuronosyltransferase S)
Exons: 4
Coding region: 1-888 (295 amino acids)
Biological process (GO): chondroitin sulfate proteoglycan biosynthetic process; carbohydrate metabolic process
Cellular component (GO): Golgi membrane
Molecular function (GO): galactosylgalactosylxylosylprotein 3-beta-glucuronosyltransferase activity
Source: RefSeq, a predicted model, not a curated record